CCCAAAGCCCCAUCUCGGUCGCAAAGUCUCCGGGGCAGUGGCGCGUCGCUCGCCGACCUUACCGCCUCGCCGCUUCCUGCCACUCCAGUGGAACCAUCAUCGCUUCUUUCACAGGAAGUAUUGCAACGAUGGGAAGAAAGUAAACGCGACGCGGAGAGCUUCUACGCCUAUGUGAGCGACGAGCAUAGGAGUGCGUACAUGAAAAAGAUUGCGCAGAUUACAUUAAAGAAUUAUGAGCGGAACAAGCGUGACCGACUGCGUGGUAUUGCCAAUGAAAAGCGUCUUGAUCGUAAAGGAAAUUUGUUGGAGUCCGGCGGAUUAUGGAUCGUUGAUGACCAGGUGCGUGCACAGCUGGCACGCAUGUAUCAGAUUGAGCAAGAUGGGGAAACAGUCACUGCUGCUGGUGGGGGUGAUGCGAAGAAAAAUGCGGCGGAAGCACCUUCAGAUGACACGACAACGCCAGAGACUGCUCCGCCACCGUUGAGUGAGGAAGAUGCCAUGCUGCAGCAAUUUGUUGCUCAGCGAAAGGCUCAGGAACUGUCGUUUGCGUCUGUACCGGAGGAAUUCAUGUCGAUCAGCGACGAGAACAGGGUGGAUGAUAAGACGGAGGAGGUGCGUCGACCACCCUCUUCAGCGCGGUCACCGGAGCUGUUGCUGAUGGACACAAGUUCACGAGUUUUGGUUUCGCAGCUCUUGCACAAGACGGCCAGUAGCAUGCUAAAGCGCCCAACCCUCUCCUGUGCCUCCCGUGCGAGCUCGCAGACCAGCAUGGCUAUUCUGGGCGGCAAACCCCCGAAGAAGGUCAUGCGUCACGCUUAA
Trypanosoma cruzi is the source of this 819-nucleotide messenger RNA. RefSeq lists its product as uncharacterized. NCBI's taxonomy places the organism in Eukaryota, Euglenozoa, Kinetoplastea, Trypanosomatida, Trypanosomatidae. The record is from RefSeq and is a predicted model, not a curated record. The annotation marks the transcript as partial. The transcript has a single exon.